Lolium rigidum is the source of this 1889-nucleotide messenger RNA. Its product is annotated as TOM1-like protein 9. Gene Ontology annotation, molecular function: phosphatidylinositol binding; ubiquitin binding. The coding region runs from base 32 to 1687 and encodes 551 amino acids. Lineage: Eukaryota; Viridiplantae; Streptophyta; Magnoliopsida; Poales; Poaceae. Gene Ontology annotation, biological process: protein transport to vacuole involved in ubiquitin-dependent protein catabolic process via the multivesicular body sorting pathway. The transcript is spliced from 9 exons. The record is from RefSeq and is a predicted model, not a curated record.
GGAAAAGAACACCUAGUAGGGGACGAGAAGCAUGAAGGACAACCACCCGAUCGCAAACGACACAAGGAACCAAACGGAAGAGGACGACGAACAACGUCAGAAUUAUCGAAUCAUCGUUGCCCCCGCCCUGGAACGAAGCCAUCCCAUCCCGGAGCGCGAAUCCUCCUUUCCACGAUCUUACUUGCCUUCCUCCGCCCGCGGGACAAAAGGGUCUUCCAUUUCUUGGCUUUACCUGGUCAGGAGGGAGAGAAGGGAGGAGGAAUUAUCGUGGCCAACAGAGAAGAUGCCGUCGUCGUCGUCGUCGGUGGUCCGCGCGACGAGCGACGUGCUCAUCGGCCCCGAUUGGGCCAUGAACCUGGAGAUCUGCGACACGCUCAACCGCGAUCCCGGGCAAACAAAAGAUGUCCUGAAGUCCCUCAAGAAACGCAUUGUGCACAAGAACUCCAAGGUCCAGCUUCUUGCUCUCACGUUGCUGGAGACAAUGAUUAAAAAUUGUGGGGACAUUGUCCAUAUGCAAGUUGCCGAGAGAGACAUACUUCAUGACAUGGUGAAGAUAUCCAAGAAAAGGCCUGAUUAUCAUGUAAAAGACAAGAUUCUUACGCUGAUAGACACUUGGCAAGAAGUUUUCGGUGGCGCGCGUGCAAGAUAUCCACAAUACUAUGCAGCAUACCAGGAGCUCUUGCGUGCUGGAACUGUAUUUCCUCUAAGAUCAGAGGGUUCUGUGCCAGUACUUACUCCUCCACAGACUCAGCCUCUACAAAACUAUCCUCCUGCUUUACGUGAUGUUCCUCACGAUGCCCCUGAAUCGUCAGUGCAGGAUUUUCCUGCCAUAAGCAUGACAGAAAUUCAGAAUGCACGAGGUAUCAUGGACGUUCUUUCAGAGAUGCUGAAUGCUUUAGAUCCAAGUAAAAAAGAGGAACUUCGGCAGGAGGUCAUCAUUGACCUUGUGGAUCAGUGUCGUUCUUACAAGCAGAGGGCGGUGCAGCUUGUCAACAGCUCCUCGGAUGAGGAGUUGCUCAGCCAGGGUCUUUCUCUGAAUGAUGAUUUGCAGCGUGUUCUAGGAAAACACGAUGCUAUCGCUGCAGGCAUAGCAGUUCGGGUAGAGAAGCCGAGGCCGCUCCAGUCCCAGAAUGGCCAUUCUCAGACUACUAAAGAACCAGUUCAAAGGUCCUCGGCAACUACAAGUGCAAGCAAGCAAGCACCCUUUGAGCAACUAGCACUUCCUGCGCCUCCAUCAUCCAGCACUUCAAAAGCUGUCGCAACACGAGCUCCCAAUAUCGACCUCCUUAGCGGAGACGAGUACAUCAAACCUGAACCUGCAAAUUCACUGGCGCUCGUUCCAGUCAGUGAAUAUUCAGCUUCAGACCAGAAUGUAUUAGCCCUUGCAGACAUGUUCCAACAAAACACCGCUUCCAACAACAACAAGCAUAACCUUACAAACUCUUCGACUCCAAAUUCUACUUUCCCUUCAUCUCAAGCAUAUCAUGCUGCAGUGCAACCUAUGCUGCCUCAGCAGCCCACUGCUUACUCAAAUGGGGAUAUGACCAAUGCCAUCGUGCCAUACGGUCAGCACUCUCAACCGAAAUCCACAAGUUCAUGGGAUGGCCAGCCUGCUUAUGGAAUGAAUUCCCAACAGCAGGCACUAAGUUAUGGUACACUGCUUUCCUUAUCCCAAGUGCUUUGCUAGGCCUACAAUAGUAUUAUUAUGUGUCUGUUAAUCUGAAACUGUAGGCAAAACACUCGCCGCGUCCUUAAUCGAUGGAUUAUAUAGUUUAAAAUAGUGCCUACAAAUAUAGCACAGGGUCGGUGUAAAAUAUCUCACGCUGAACAAAACAUGUAGUCCUGUAUUCGUGUACAUGUAAUUCAGUAUGUGCCUAGACACCACACUG